Uloborus diversus is the source of this 2994-nucleotide messenger RNA. RefSeq names its product E3 ubiquitin-protein ligase RNF115-like. The transcript is spliced from 10 exons. Bases 85 to 951 code for a protein of 288 amino acids. The record is from RefSeq and is a predicted model, not a curated record. Gene Ontology annotation, biological process: positive regulation of DNA-templated transcription; protein ubiquitination; ubiquitin-dependent protein catabolic process. Gene Ontology annotation, molecular function: ubiquitin protein ligase activity. Lineage: Eukaryota; Metazoa; Arthropoda; Arachnida; Araneae; Uloboridae. Gene Ontology annotation, cellular component: cytoplasm; nucleoplasm.
UUGCGAUUAGCGCCAGUGAUCCAUUAAUUAGUUUCUUUUUAUAAACUGAAGAAGAUUGAGAAAUUGUGAGGAGCCAAAAGGAUUAUGGCUGAAGCUGUGGAACUUCCAACUCCUACGAAAUAUUUUUGCCAUCAAUGCUCGCGAGAAGUUUCUCCUUUGCACCCUUUUGUGGAAUUGAUAUGUCCUGAGUGCUCAAGUGGUUUUAUUGAAGAAGUUUCUCGGGACCUAUAUGAAGCCCAAGAAGAAUAUAUUGCUGAACAAGAAGAUGAAUUUAAUCCUGCUGCUGACUGGGAUCAUCAUAUAGCUGAUGAGCUGAUGUUACAAAAUGCUUUUCAAGUUCAGGGUAUACUUAACCGGGCAUUGAACAACAUUGGAGUUGAUGAAGAUGAAGAUUCUGAAGCUUCUUAUGCAGAGCAUUUGUUUAGUAUAAAUGAACUGGAAAAUUACUUUAAUUAUCGAGCAUUUGAAAUGACAAGGGAUGGCUCAAGUUUUACAGAUUAUCUUCUGGAAGAUAAUAUAGAUACACUUGUCACACAGUUUCUUGAUGAAGUAGAAAUUUCUGGACCACCACCUCUUCCAGAAGCUCAAAUUAAAUCACUGCCAACCAAAACAAUCUCAAAGGAACAUGUAGAUAAAGGUGUACAGUGUACGGUCUGCAUGGAUGAUUUUGCUUUGAGAGAAAAAGUUAAAUGCCUACCAUGUCAACAUUUUUACCAUGAAAAAUGUAUAACUCCAUGGCUAGAAAGGCAUGCCACAUGUCCAAACUGUCGGGAAACCAUAAAGAUUCAGCCAAACUGUAGGGGCAGACGAUCUGUUAGCUGUCCGAGGUCAAGCAGACAUUCAGAUGAAGAAAGUCAACACAACUCGGACUCUUCAGCUUCCUCAUCAUCAUCGUCCUCGCUCAGUGAUUUUUUCUCAACCAGUAUAAAUCCAUUUCGAUUUUUGCAUUAGGAAGGUGGUGUAUGAUAGUGUGCAACAUGGGUGAAAUUAUCAUCUCUGUACAGGUUAAGGACUUGUAAAUAUGCUAUUUGAUACAAAAUUUUAAGAGACAGUCUUUGAAGAAUUGAGUGUUCUUUGUGGUUUGUUUUAUAUUAGGAUUUCAAUGCUUAAGUCAUUUUUGGAAUUUUUAAGUGUUCUGCAAUUUUUGGCAAAAGAAGCAAAAUCUAAAUUAAAGUAUUUAUCCUGCAUUUUAUAACAAUUUUGCUUAAAAGUUAUAUAACAUCUAGUUUGCUUUUAUUGCUGAAAUUAUUUAUCUUUUCAAGCAAGCUUCGUUUUUAAGAAUUAAAUUCUGUGAUUCUCCCAUACAUAGUUAUUAAAACUUGGUGCCUUCUCAGUAGCAAAUCGCAAGUUUUUAUGCUAAUUUGCCUAAAUUUGCUUAACGUGUAUUUAGUUAAAGUAAAAAUCUAAGAAAAAAAGCUUUUACUUAAAUAGUGUAACUUCAAACUGGAGUGAUCACUGAUAGUUGAAUUUGGCAUCUCAACUGUGAGAGAUUUGAAGAAAUUGAUGUUUUUCUUUCACUGGGUGAGUGAAAUACUGCUCAUGUAAGAUAUGUUGGCUCAUACUAUACAGAAAAUCUAUGUUUAUUUUUUUUUUUUUUUUAUUUGAGACUUUGUUCCUGUAUGAUUAAUACCAGUGUUAGAAAGUAUGUUUAUAAUUUAAAUACAGUAGAAAUCUAAUUUCUUAUUAAAGUAUUUCAAUUUCUAUACAUAUCAAAUAAUAAUACUGUGAUUGUUUAACUAAGAUUCAUUUUUACCGUCUUGUUUAAAAUUUGAUAUUCUUGAAAAAUAAUUUUACUGUUAGUUCUUAUACUAAUAUUCUAAGUUCAGGGGUGCUGAAAAUUUCCAGAGCUUAAAAUUUCCCUGAAACAAAAUUGUUGCUCAAUACUGUACUUGCAUCAUAUUUACAGCAUUACAAUGUGGGAAACCUAGUAGUUUCAUUUAUUAUUUAGCAUGUUUGAUAUGUCUAAUCAAUCACAUUUGUCAAAUGUCUUACAUAAACACCAUCUGUUAAAAUUAAAAGGCUUAACUGGUUAUAAAAGCAAAAAUCAAUGUUAUAAAGUUAUAAAUCUUUUAAAAAAUGGAUCCUCUAAAAAAAUUUUCCCUAAAAAGUGCAAAAUUUUUAACCUAAACUAGUUCAGGCAUUCAGACCUAUUUUGCACCCCUGUCUAAAAUGUUAUAAUUUAAAUUACACCAUCAAAAAUUAUCUUGCCUUUUAAAGACAUUUUAAAACAUGAACUUCCAUUGGAAACCUGUGGUGAAACAUAAUAGAACUUUUGAGUGUGAUUUUACAAUUCAAGUGCCUUUUUUUAGAGUACUUACUUAUAAUCUCCUUUUGAUAGGUUAAAGUUUAAAUCCAAUUAUUCAUUAAAAUGCAAAAUAAAUAAACAUAAAUUAGUAAGAUGAAAUUAAUAGAAUUUUAAUAAGUAAAAUAUCACUGAAAUGAUUAACCUAGUUUCUAAAUUAUAUUUGUGGAAGAGAAAAUUCAUUAAGUUUUGCAUCAAUUGUAAGACAGUUUCUGCUCAAAAAAAUGCCUAUGGCAUUGCACUUCUCAGAACAGCAUAAAAAUUAUGUUUCCACAUUCAUGAAAACUAUGUUAAUCAAUAUAUAAAAAUAAAAAUUAACUUUCUUGUACUUGUAUUGUUCAUGAGAAGUUUUAUGAUGAUAAUGCUUCUAUUCAUGGUAUAAUCCUUCGAAUACAAACCUUAAAAAGGUUAUCAACUUAAAUUAAGAAAAAACCUGGCAUCAUAUGUUGCAUUAAGGCCUCCUUGGUUUUAUUUAUCUUAUACAUACAUAUAAUGUAGAAAUAUGAAAUUAUAAUUGGUUAACAUAAGAGACGCAGCAUGACAACUAUUAUUUCUGAUUUUUUUGCAAUUAAGAUUUUAAAAAAUAUUUUGAAUUGUUGGUUCAAGAAUAAUUUAAUUAUUUUUAAAUUUUGGUUCAGACUAUUUUAUCAAUGAUUUUCAUUUAAAAAAUUGAAAUAUUGGGUUUUUGCUGG